Durusdinium trenchii is the source of this 279-nucleotide messenger RNA. NCBI's taxonomy places the organism in Eukaryota, Dinophyceae, Suessiales, Symbiodiniaceae. The record is from the annotation of a GenBank genome assembly.
AUGUUGCCCAUGACCUUGGGCGCCAACAUCGGCACCACCUUCACUGCGCUCCUCGCUGCUUUAGGAGUCUUAGCGCCUGAGACCCUGCAGAUCGCCCUUUGCCAUAUGAUCUUCAACAUCAUGGGCAUCCUCGUGUGGUUCCCCGUGCCCUUCAUGCGGAGAGUCGUCGUGAAUGCGGCCUGCAUGCUAGGGUUCUACGCUUCGUACUGGCGCUUAGUUCCUUUGCUCUACAUCUUGGUGAUGCCCCGUGGCCCGAAAACGGGAGGUGGACAGCGCUGA